AUCAAUAGUAUUGAUUUUGUUUUUUUGUUUCAGCUAUGUUGAGGCUCUUCAUUUGCUGUCAAUUUCUCUUCAUGUUACUAACUUCUGCAGCAUUAGACACAAUCACUACAGAUAAAUCCAUUAGAGAUGGUGACACAAUUGUUUCAGCUGGAGGGGUUUAUGAGCUUGGAUUUUUCAGCCCUGGAAAUUCGAAGAAUCGUUACGUUGGCAUAUGGUACAAGAAGAUAUCACCUACAACUGUUGUGUGGGUUGCAAACAGAAACAUUCCACUUAAUGACACUUCAGGAGUGUUAACACUUAAUCCCAAUGGAAUUCUUGUACUUGUUGAUAAAUCCAAUGUCUCAAUUUGGUCAUCAAGAUCGUUAAAGAAUCCAAAAGCACAGCUCCUGGAUUCCGCGAACCUUGUUGUUAGUGAUGGAAAUGACAGAGAUCAGGGAAUUAAUUUGGCGUGGCAGAGUUUUGAUUAUCCAGGAAACACUUUAUUACCUGGAAUGAAGGUAGGAAUAGAUUUGGUUACGGGCAUGGAUAGGUAUGUAAUGUCAUGGAAGAGCACGGAUGAUCCUACUCCUGGUGAAUAUGUAGAUCGUGUUGAUUCACAUGGAUAUCCUCAAUUGUUCUUGAUGAGAAAUUCAUCUGUAGUGUUUAGCUCAGGGCCAUGGACUGGUGCUGCAUUUUCUAGUAGUCCUAGUAAUAAACCAACAUUGUAUUAUACGUUCGAGUUUGUUAUCACUCAGAAGGAAAUUUACUUCAAAUACGAGCUUAAGAAUGACUCUAUGCCCACCAGGGUGGUGCUCAACCCGGAUGGGGUGAUACAACACUUAAUAUGGAUUGAGCAUACUCAGAGCUGGUUUCUCUACUUGACAGCACAACUUGAUAAUUGUGAUCGUUUUGCUUUAUGCGGACCUUAUUCAAGUUGCAACAUCAAUAACUCCCCUCCAUGUGACUGUUUGAAAGGUUUUGAGCCUAGGUAUCCUCAAGAUUCUGCAGCAGACUGGUCUAGUGGUUGCGUAAGGAGAACUUCUUUAAAUUGUACCCAUGAUGGUUUUCUUAAAUUUACGGGUAUCAAGAUGCCGGAUUCUAGAAACUCCUGGCAUAAUGAGAGAAUGAACCUUGAAGAAUGCGAGAAAAUGUGCUUAGCUGAUUGCAAUUGUACAGCCUACUCAGAUCUUGAUGUUAGAAAUGGCGGAAGUGGAUGCUUACUAUGGUUUGGAGAACUCAUAGAUAUACGAGAGUUCAGCCAAAAUGAGCAAAAUCUGUAUGUGAGAGUAGCUGCUUCAGAAUUAGACAGGACACGGAGGAGAAAGAGGUCAGUCCUGAUUGGUGUCAUUUCAGCAGUGGUAGCAACACUUAUCCUCAGCUUUUUAGCUUGGUUUUACUUCCAAAGAAGGAAAAGAAGAAGAAGAAUAGGUAAUAUAGCAGAGGCGAAUGUAUAUUGA
Molecule: messenger RNA, 1436 nt
Organism: Solanum verrucosum
Lineage: Eukaryota; Viridiplantae; Streptophyta; Magnoliopsida; Solanales; Solanaceae
Product: G-type lectin S-receptor-like serine/threonine-protein kinase At4g27290
Exons: 4
Coding region: 36-1436 (466 amino acids)
Biological process (GO): recognition of pollen
Source: RefSeq, a predicted model, not a curated record